AUGAACAAGUAUUUUGGAGGGAGAAAGGUAACAUACGCUGACCUGGAGAAGAAGAUGUUGGCAAUGAAAUCAAAGCCAUCUGAGGAUCGUAAGAAGAUGGCCGUUCUGUUCUUCUUAGCCAGCAUCCUUGUCGGAGGCCGAAAGAGUGGUGAGGGAGCAUCACCUGUGACAGUUUUCCUGCGUGUUGUUGAUGACCUAGAUGCGUGUGUAACGUUCCUUUGGGGGCGGUAUGCAUUCGAACAUAACUUGAAGGAUGUCUCUAGCUUUUUGGAGAAAUGCGACGGGGUUGCGGCGACGAGUUGGGUUUUUACAAGCUUUCCUAUCCCUCUGGAGUUGUUGGCCUUUGAGGCAAUUCCAAGCUUGAGGAACCAUUUCCGAGAAGAUGUGUAUGGUGCAAGCAGUGGUUGCCCGCGGAUGUGCAAGAUGCAGUACAAACGGAAAAGUGGAACCAAGGAAUUCAGUCUGAAAGCUGUGAACGAUAAACUUGGUAAUAAUACAAAGGAUAUUGAGAGUAUCUUGGUAGCAACAGCAGCUGAGGAGGAACUUCUGGAAACCAUAAGAAUGGACAAGGAGAGUUGUUGGGCCGAUGACGCCGAUGAUGCAGCAGUUGAUCGUUGGACGAAGAUAAUACGGAAAGGGAAGAAACAAGUUUUCUUUGAAGAACAGUUCCGCAUGGAUUUUGAGUCUCGCACAGAUUCGGUGGAGGCUACUGGAGCUACUCCUGGAGCUGAGGCUUUAAAAGCGAUGGAAGGUCGGCUUAUGAAUGCAGUCCGAGAUGCAGUUCGAGAUGCUAUGAAGGGAGUGAAGGAAAAAGUCACUUCAUUGUCUACGCAGCUAGGUCUUCUAGAAGAGGAGGUGAAAAGUCUUAGGUGGAGUGUUCCCGGAAGUGACAAUCCGGCGGUCCAAGAUGAUGGUGAUGGUAGUGACAAUAGCGAGUCGGAAGAAGAGGAUGGUGAUGUGGGUGGGGAUAAGGAGUCGGAGGAAGAGGAUGGUGGUGACAAUAAUGAGCCAGACGAAGAGGAUGGUAGUGACAAUGAUGUUGAAGAUGCCAUUCUCGAUAUUUCAAAGGAUGUGCAGAGGGAAUAUGGUGAUGUUGACAUGGAUGAUGAUGAUGCGGAGAUGUCGAGAAAAGAUGAUGGCAAAGAAGCAGUUCCUGUGAAAAAGGUUAAGGUGGACCGUGGUGAUAAUGUGAGGAGUCCCAUUCAGCUAAGAAGCAGGGCAGCAGAGAAGAGGACCAGAGGUGCAAAGAAGCAGAAGGCAGCUGCUGAGAAGAAGGCAGCUGCGGCAGCUAAGAAGAAGGCAGCUGCUGAGAAGGAGACAGCAGCUGAGAACGAGGCAGCAGCUGAAAAGGAGGCAGCUAAGAAGAAGGCAACAGCUAAGAAGAAGACACCAGCUAAGAAGAAGCAGAAGAAGCCGAAGACAAAGAAAGUACGUAAAAAGACCGAGUGA
Brassica napus (rape) is the source of this 1449-nucleotide messenger RNA. RefSeq lists its product as uncharacterized. The record is from RefSeq and is a predicted model, not a curated record. The coding region runs from base 1 to 1449 and encodes 482 amino acids. The transcript is spliced from 5 exons. Lineage: Eukaryota; Viridiplantae; Streptophyta; Magnoliopsida; Brassicales; Brassicaceae.